UCAUGAUAAGCAGCAGCAGGAGCAGCAGCAGAGGAGGAAGAAGAAAGCCUUAUAAGGAGCAUAACCAGCGGAUAAAGUUGGAGUAUUGUGGAGCGGAGGGUUUCUCUAUUUUUCCUGUUUGUUAGGUUUGAUUUUACCGCAGGAAGUUAUGACUUCGGUGUGGAAAAGACUGCAGCGAGUUGGUAAAAAGGCUUCAAAGUUUCAGUUCAUUGCUUCUUACCAGGAACUCGUUUUGGAGUGUAGCAAGAAAUGGCAACCAGACAAGCUGAGGGUGGUGUGGACCAGGAGGAACAGACGCAUGUGUUCCAAGCUCCACAGUUGGCAGCCUGGAAUCAAGAACCCCUACAGAGGCAUGGUGGUGUGGCCUGUCCCGGAAAACAUCGACAUCUCUGUUACUCUCUUCAAGGAUGCCAAUGCCGAUGAAUUUGAGGACAAAGAAUGGACCUUCGUCAUUGAGGGUGAAAAUAAGGGUCACCGUAAGGUACUGGCAUCCGUUGACAUCAACCUGAAGCGGUUUGCCAGUCCCACGUUAACCCAGACUGACCUGACACUGAAGCUGAAGCCGCUGUCUGUCAAGGUGGUGGAGGCCACGCUCAAGCUGUCCCUCUCAUGUGUCUUCAUUCGUGAGGGAAAAGCCACUGAUGAAGACAUGCAAAGUCUUGCCAGCCUGAUGAGCGUCAAACCCACAGAUAUCGGCAACCUGGAUGACUUCAAUGAGAGCGAUGAAGAAGAGGACAAGAAGUCUGUGACUGCUACAGGCUCAACAUUCCCCCUCGCUCAGGUGGACGAGGAAACGACCUCCACCGUGAAAGAAACAGAUUCUCCUAAAAAUAACCAGGCUGCUUCAAAGAGCAAGACGUCAAUUCAGCCAGUCAGAGCAGCCCAUGAUUCAAAGGUGACCAUCACAGAAAACAAAGUCGGCCCAACACAGAUCAGCUCACACAGAGAGGAUGCUGAUGAGGUGCACACCCCUGUUAGGCAAGAGAGCCAACCAAAACAAGGAAAAGAUGGAGAUGCACACUGCAUUGUUGAACUCUCUGCUCAGCCCAGCGCACCACCAGUUAAAGAGGAGCCCAAAGAGCCAGAGGGACCCAGGAUGGAAUCAGCAACCUCACUCGAGGUUCCCCCCCGAGAAGCUGGCGAGCGCAUGACUCUGGUGCUGGAGCAGCUUCAACCCUCAAAACCAGAACCAGAACUGCGGGCGGAACGAGAUCUUCAUCCGUCAGGAAAACCACAACAGGAGGGAGCAGAUGAGGAGAAACCAGCCGAUGCCGUGCCUGGUGGUCAGGAGCAUUUCAUCAACAAUAAAGACUCAGUGUGUGAGGCAGAAAACCAGCUGUGGGCAGCUGUGGAGGAGACGACCACCGAGAUAGGAGUGGAAAGAGGGAUGGAAAGUAGUGAGAGCAAGGAAGAGAAGCUGAAAGAGGAGGAAGGUGUAAUAGGGGGGCCAAAACACCAACGGCCUGACCCCCCUGAUGGUGUGGUAAAGAAACCGCCAGAAAACUCUUCCAGCAUACCCCAUCACUGUGAGAUCAAGUCAUCUCGCCUUCCUACAUUACCAGAGGAAGAAACUUCUGACCUCAGGACCCCUGGUCCUGUUACAGUGGUCAGAGAGGAGGCUGAUGGGAAGGAUGACACAGCCGAGGACCUGGUGAACUCCAGCCAGUCACUGCUCGAGUGGUGUCAGAGCAUUACCAGUGGGUACCGGGGGGUAAAGGUCACAAAUUUCAGCACAUCCUGGAGAAACGGGCUGGCCUUCUGUGCCAUCCUACACCACUUUCAUCCGGACAAAAUAGAUUUUGACCAGUUGGAACCUCACAAUAUCAAGCUCAACAAUAAGAAGGCAUUUGACGGUUUCGAGGGGCUGGGAAUCUCGCGCCUGUUGGAGCCCUCCGACAUGGUCCUUCUGUCUGUGCCUGACAGGCUCAUAGUAAUGACCUACCUCAGCCAGAUCCGCUCACACUUCACCAACCAGGAGCUGAGCGUGCUGCAGAUAGAGCACAACAGCAGUAAGUCCAGUUACGGCGUUGCCCUCACUGGUCCUACUCCCACGAAUGUCGACGCUGCUGCUUUCUGCAUGGCCAGGCUGAAUGAAGGAGUGAGUUUAGAAGAAGGAGGAAGCAGCACGCUGGUGGUCCCGCCACCAAGAGCCAAAAGACAGCUUAAAGUGGAAGAGUCCAUAACCCCAGUCCCACCCCCACGGUCUGUUACAAAGGCAGUCAAGCCUGGGCUGGCUCAGGAUGAAAACACAAAGUCUAACUCUGCAACAGAAAACCCAAAUAAUGCCGAGUUCCAGAGUGCAGUUGAGGCCCAGCCUACAAAACAAGAACAGGAAACAAUGUGUCUGCAGGACACCAGCCAGUACGUGUUGAGUGAGCUGGCAGCAUUGGAGACAGAGCAGAAACAUAUUGACAGCAGAGCUGCAGUGGUGGAGAGACGACUGCGAAGCCUCAUGGAAACAGUUUGUGCAGGAAGUGACCGUGAUGAAGAGGAGAGGCUGAUACAGGAGUGGUUCACUCUGGUGAACAAGAAGAACGCUCUGAUACGUAGACAGGACCACCUGGAAUUACUACAAGAGGAGCAGGAUCUGGAGAGGAGAUUUGAGCUUCUGACCAGAGAACUGCGCGUCAUGAUGGCUAUAGAAGACUGGCAGAAGUCACCUGCUCAGCAGCAGAGGGAGCAGCUGCUCCUCCAAGAGCUGGUGUCUCUGGUCAACCAAAGGGAUGAGAUCAUCAGGGACAUCGACACCAAGGAGAGGAGGGCACUGGAGGAGGAUGAGCGUCUGGAACGUGGUCUCGAAAUGAGGAGGAGAAAAUACAGCAACAAAGACAAAUGUGUGUUACAGUGAGAAGAGAGGACAAGCACAAACAGCUUUUACUACGGAGUCCCUGAAGUCCCAAAAAAGUAUUUUUUUGUUUUAAAUAAAACAGAAACUUUUUUUUAAAGAA
Molecule: messenger RNA, 2948 nt
Organism: Archocentrus centrarchus (flier cichlid)
Lineage: Eukaryota; Metazoa; Chordata; Actinopteri; Cichliformes; Cichlidae
Gene: ehbp1l1b
Product: EH domain binding protein 1-like 1b
Exons: 19
Coding region: 149-2848 (899 amino acids)
Molecular function (GO): protein binding
Source: RefSeq, a predicted model, not a curated record